Molecule: messenger RNA, 2034 nt
Organism: Trichomycterus rosablanca
Lineage: Eukaryota; Metazoa; Chordata; Actinopteri; Siluriformes; Trichomycteridae
Gene: wipi1
Product: WD repeat domain, phosphoinositide interacting 1
Exons: 13
Coding region: 239-1570 (443 amino acids)
Biological process (GO): protein lipidation; protein localization to phagophore assembly site; nucleophagy
Cellular component (GO): phagophore assembly site membrane; cytosol; extrinsic component of membrane
Molecular function (GO): phosphatidylinositol-3-phosphate binding; phosphatidylinositol-3,5-bisphosphate binding; protein binding
Source: RefSeq, a predicted model, not a curated record
AGGAGACUGUUAGUGCUGCAGCUCCGUCUGAUCAUAAACACUCAUAAUCAGCCGUAAUUAACUCAGUAUUCAUGGAAUAGAAGCAGAAGUGAUCGGGGGAAGUUACAUUUCACUCUGCGGUGAAGCCUCGUUCAUGUUUCGGCUGUUUGUGGUUAAACGGUGGGCUGUGUAAGACGGCUCGAUCGGACCCCGGGGCUCCGGUGAAGGCGGGGCCGGGUGAAGGUGGUCGGAGGUCGGUAUGGAGAGCGGAGAUGGAGUCGGUGCAGCCCGAGGCCCCCCGGCACUGCGCUGCGCCUCCUUCAACCAGGACUCCACGUCGUUGGCUGUGGGCACUAAGGACGGGUUCAGACUUUUCUCCGUCACGGCUGUGGAUAAACUGGAGUGUAUUCACGAGAGCGCAGAGAACCCAGACGUCUACAUCGUGGAACGUCUGUUCUCCAGCAGCCUGGUGGUGGUGGUGAGCCGCUCGGUGCCGUGCCGCAUGAACGUCUACCACUUCAAAAAAGGAACGGAAAUCUGCAACUACAGCUACUCCAGCAGCAUCCUCGCCGUGCGCCUCAACCGACAGAGGUUGGUGGUUUGUCUGGAGGAGUCCAUCUACAUCCACAACAUAAAGGAUAUGAAGCUCCUGAAAACUCUCCUGAACACCCCACCCAACCCCUCAGGUCUCUGCGCUCUCUCCAUCAACCAUUCCAACUCGUACCUGGCGUAUCCCGGCAGCACCAGCAUCGGGGAAAUCAUCGUCUACGACGCCAUCAGUCUGAACACAGUGACUGUAAUCCCAGCUCACGACAGUCAGCUAGCGGCCAUCACCUUCAACGCUACCGGAACCAAACUGGCCAGCGCUUCUGAGAGGGGUACGGUGAUCCGGGUCUUCUCCAUUCCAGAGGGACAGAGACUGUUCGAGUUCCGCAGAGGAAUGAAAAGGUACGUGAACAUCAGCUCCUUGUCAUUCAGCCCUGACUCUCAGUUCCUUUGUGCAUCCAGCAACACGGAGACCGUUCACAUCUUCAAACUGGAACAACACACACCCAGUGGGGAGGAGGAUAACCCCUCAUGGUCUGCGUACGUGGGGAAGAUGUUUUCGGCAGCGAGCAGCUAUUUACCCGCACAGGUUUCAGGAAUGAUGAGUCAGGAUCGAGCCUUCGCCACCGUCCGUCUCAACACGAACAACCACAAACACACCUGCACUUUAACUACAAUCCAGAAGCUUCCGCGGCUCCUCGUGGCCUCGUCUGACGGGCAGCUCUUCAUUUAUAACAUCGACCCUCAGGACGGAGGAGAGUGUACGCUGGUACAGACUCACAGGUUGUUGGGAUCAGAUGAAGAACCGGAGGUGUGCGAGGGUUCCGCCGUUCCGUCUUACGCUGCCGCCACCGCCAUCGGAACCUCCGGACCCGUUUCUGCCACGCUGACCGGUUACUCAGAGGACGGAGGGGUGAUGAAGGGCGAGGUGAUUCCAGAACACGAGUUUGCGGCCGGCCCGGUGUGUCUGGACGAUGAGACCGAGUUUCCUCCAAUAAAUCGGUGUCGUGACGGAUCUCGCCGUGACAGGAUCGGCCGUCCGUGAGAGCCUUCAGCACGAAGCGGGACGAUCCUCAGCUCACGGCCCGGGACUAAUUAACUCGUUUCAGGACAAAUUAAGCAUUUACGGACUAAUCGAUCUCAUUUCAGGGUGCUAACGAUAGACUGAAAGGACGGCGAGGGGGUCGGUGCUCGCCCUCUGAAGGGUGUGUUACACAAUCCUGCAGGUGCAUGAACGAAACGUAGCCACGUAAACGAUGCAUUAUUUUAUGUGAUACUGUAGCCUCGUAUUAUUUUAUUAUAUUAACAGCAGCUUAUUCCGAUGAACUUGUUGUUUUUACGACGUGUACUUGCUGUGUUAAUAACUAAUCCAUGUUUACACCUUCUCAUCCUGAACACUAAUAUUGCAGGAUGGAUUUAUGUUUGUGCCUAUAUGAUUUUAUUUGUAUUUUGCUGGAAGACCAAAAAAAAGAAACUGUAGAAAAUAGAGAUGAAUUUAUGCAAAUCAAA